Pelobates fuscus (common spadefoot toad) is the source of this 2568-nucleotide messenger RNA. RefSeq names its product growth factor receptor-bound protein 10-like. NCBI's taxonomy places the organism in Eukaryota, Metazoa, Chordata, Amphibia, Anura, Pelobatidae. Gene Ontology annotation, biological process: negative regulation of insulin receptor signaling pathway; negative regulation of Wnt signaling pathway; insulin receptor signaling pathway. Gene Ontology annotation, molecular function: insulin receptor binding. The record is from RefSeq and is a predicted model, not a curated record. The transcript is spliced from 18 exons. Bases 238 to 2136 code for a protein of 632 amino acids.
UCCAAAGAUUUGCUUGGAGUGGGUGUCUUGCCUUAUUAGCUCAAGUUGGGCUUAAGAAGAGGUGGGGGGAAAAAGUUCUGGGAAGUAAACGAGGAAGAGGCCAAAGGCUGUGUAGUCCACCUAACAAUUCUGAGCUUCUCAUCUUGUCUGGUCUAUGAUAAAGGCCCACUGGACACAGGACAGCUAACAGGUGUUCAAGGGAGGUGUUGGAUCUGACAAGAAUUCGUUAAUCAACAAAUGGCUUUGUCAGGUUGUCCAGAUGCUUUCCUGCAUUCCUACUACCAGGAAUCUGAUGUCCAUAAGCACAGUAUACAGUCAGCAGAAGAUUCAGUUGCUGUGGAAUUGUUCGCUAAAGCCACAAAUGAAAACUCCUCAUUGACAAAUCAUGAACAUUUUCUUCUAUCAAAGAAAAAGGACAGUGUAGAGAAAACCUCAACUUGCUCCCAAAGAGGCCUAGUGGAAACAGGAAUCAUUUCUAAACGAAUUUCCUUAAAUCCAGAUGAUGAUGUUGACCUAGAAGCACUAGUAAAUGACAUGAACUCCUCAUUAGAGAACUUGUACUCCACGUGCAGCAGUGUGGGUGAAUCGGUACCACUUCUUAAAAAUGGUCAGCUUAAUCGAAGCCAGUUUCCAAACUCAGGAACCAACACUCUUCCGUCCAUGCCUCAGAGACAGAAGGUGCAACGCUCCCAACCAGUGCACAUUCAAGCAGUCAGACGUCUUCAAGAGGAACAGCUUCGCACAUCAUCUUUGCCAGCAAUCCCAAACCCAUUUCCAGAGCUUUGCACUCCAUCAAGCUCACCAGUCCUUGCGUCAGGAUCUUUACCUCAAAACCAACCUUCUGUCAAGAAGAGUGUUGUAAAGAUCUUUAGUGAAGAUGGAACAAGCAAACUGGUGGAGGUUCUAGCAGACAUGACAGCCAGGGACUUCUGCCAGCUACUGGUUUACAAAAGUCAUUGCGUGGAUGAUAACAGUUGGACGCUAGUGGAGCAUCACCCGCAUCUAGGAUUAGAGAGGUGCAUAGAAGACCAUGAAAUUGUUGUACAAGUUCAGACAUUGAUGUCAAGUGAAAGCAAAUUUCUGUUUAGAAAGAAUUAUGCAAAAUAUGAAUUUUUUAAGAAUCCUGUGAAUUUUUUCCCUGAGCAGAUGGUUGCUUGGUGUCAACAAUCAAAUAGCAGCAUUCCCCAGUCACAGUUAUUGCAGAAUUUCUUGAUUGCCAACAGUUGUCCUGAAAUCCAAGGCUUUUUGCAUGUCAAAGAACUUGGAAAGAAAUCUUGGAAGAAGUUGUUUGUGUGUCUGCGAAGAUCAGGCCUAUACUGCUCAACAAAAGGAACAUCAAAGGAACCAAGACACUUACAGGGAAUAUCUGACAUAGAAGAUAGCAAUAUUUAUUCUCUGAUAACCUGUAAGAAGCUAUAUAAUUCACCAACAGAUUUUGGAUUCUGUGUCAAGCCAUGCAGGGUAAAAAAUGAGGUAAAGGACCUGCGUCUUCUUUGCGCAGAAGAUGAGCAAAGCAGGACAUGUUGGAUGACCGCAUUUAGGCUUUUGAAGUAUGGCAUGCUGCUUUAUCAGAACUAUAGAAUUCCUCAGAAAAAAAGCUUCCAUACAAACUUCUCUGCAGUGAGGAGUGUGUCAGAAAAUUCUUUAGUAGCAAUGGAUUUCUCUGGACAGACUGGAAGGAUAAUUGAAAACCCAGUAGAAGCACAAAGUGCUGCUGUUGAAGAAGGACAUGCUUGGAGGAAACGUAGCUCACGCAUGAAUGUCCUUGGAAACCAAAGUCCUCUUCAUCCUUCUACGCUCAGUACAGUAAUUCAUAGGACACAGCACUGGUUUCAUGGUAGAAUCUCUAGAGACGAGUCGCAAACUAUCAUAAAACAACAAGGACUUGUGGAUGGGCUAUUCCUUCUUCGAGAUAGCCAAAGCAAUCCAAAAGCAUUUGUGCUUACAUUGUGUCAUCACCAGAAAAUAAAGCACUUCCAGAUCCUACCGUGUGAAGACGAUGGGCAAUUGUUCUUUAGCCUUGAUGAUGGGAAUACCAAAUUCACAGAUUUGAUUCAACUUGUUGAGUUUUAUCAGCUGAACAAAGGAAUUCUGCCUUGCAAGCUCAAACACCAUUGCAUCAGAGUGGCCUUAUGACCAUGUACAAGACUGGUUUAUGAUGGAAACAUUGACAAUGGGUGUACUUGGUUUUAAUGUGAGGGGGAAAUCGUGUGUUCAUACAUGCACCUUGUGACUCUGGGUUAAUCAACUGGCUGGUUUUAGAAUUGACCUGGGAAAGAAAUGCCAUAUAUUGGCAUCCUCCAAUUAAAUGUGAUUGUAUGCAAAUUGAUAAAACAUGCAAAUUGCCUGAAAUCUUUUUAGACUGUGCUGUUCACCAGAAACCAGCAUUGAAUUAUAAUCCUGGGAUAUGUUUCGAUAGUUAUGGGGGGUUGUAUAAAGACUGGAGUAAUCUUGACAAUUGAGACUGGUUUGUUUACUUUUUUUAUUUUUAAUGAAAUACAUUUUGCACUCAUGUUUUUUUUUUUUUUUUUCUUUUUCAUUUUUAAAUAUAGAUUACAACCUUUUAAA